CUGUGCGUCAGAACACCCGUAUCACCUGACGGGAACAUGGCAACAUGGCUUUUGCAACAUGGACAUGCAUUGUAACAUAAUGUACGCCUCUGUAUAUCACAAGGAGCAAAACGAGAAGUACAAAGGUGGACUCUGAUGGUGCGCAUGAAUUUUCUGUUAUCUGGAUGUAUCAACCAAACUUAUAGACAUGUCAGCUAUAAGGAGGAAACUGCUGUGGUUGGUUGUAUUGGGGUUUUGCACCACGUCCGUACUGUUCUCGGUGACUCACAGAAAUCGUUUUCCAAGUACAACCGAGGAAUCCUCUGCAUCUAGACGUUACACAAGAGGAUCCGGUAAUGAUGGGAACCGAUGGAUGGUGCUGUCCCUCGACUCCGUGUACCAUACCGACGUCACUUAUCUUGAUGACGUCACAGAUUGGAACAUUGUGGUAUCUGGCGCUCAGCCAUACCUGGAUGGAUGCCGGAAACCGCGGUGCACCUACCUUCACCCCAAGAACAUCAAAGAUCUGCCGUUCUACUCAAUUAGGCAUGCUGGAGAGAAAGGUUAUCCCCUGAAGAACAUAGCCUACCUCUAUGCCAUGUCACAAUCAGCGGAGGUUAUCUACGAUUUGGAAUAUGGUGUCAAACCCAUCCUUCCAAUGAACAACUUCAUCUACAGUCAUCACACGCAUGGCCUCAUCUACACCGGCAACACCACAUUCAAUCACUACAAGCAUUUUGGUCAACCGUGUUUGCAUCCCGUGGGAUUCCCAACAUCUGUAAACGCGACGCAGUCUAAAAUGUUUGACCUGUGCUAUGUCCCUACACCUCCAAUGCAACAUGGCAUCGUUAGUGGUGAAACGCAUCUUUAUCAUGACCAGAGACGAAAAGUAUUGCAAAUCAGCAAAGAAACGAGUCUGAAUCUUCAGUUUGAUACAAUGGCACCUCCUGCAUUUGUCCCCCCGGGUAGAUUCUCAGCAGUCACAGCCGGUAAUACACUUUUUACUCGUAAAGCAUUCUGGAUAAUGCUACUUCCGACUUCUGGAAACUCAAUGCUGAAUGGUGUGAUACGAGGUUAUAUUUCCCAGAGGUUGCUAUGGGAGACCAAUGACGCCGUUGGUCAUAUGGGGGUCACUGCCAAACGAAACUAUGACAAAUAUUUUAACUUCAGAGAUGCCGUCAUGGAGUCAAAUAUAGCUAAUGUGUUGGUAAAAGAGCUGGAGAAAUGGACAUGUGAUCCUUCAAAUUCCCUUCAAGAAUGUUUCGGGAUUCUUGUUAAACACAUCGUCAGUGAAGGUGUAAUAGAUGAAGGUAAUAUUGAGUCGAUGAAAUCAUGGAUGCGGGAUUUAGAAAAUAUAAAUAUCAUUCCCGACUCGCAAAGGAUAUAUUUCAAUAAAAUUCAAUAUGCCGAAGACCAGAUCUGCACUGGGAUGCACUUUGCCCCAAGUCAACACAAUCAUAAGAUAUAUAACCUGACGUCAAUGUCCGUGGUUGUACAGCUACCCUGGGAUAACAAGCCCAUCUGUCCUGAAGUGGAUGAAGUCAAAGAAGCCCUGAGAAGUGGAGCUCCUGCAAAGUACUUAUUCACAGAUGUGCUGCUUAUUGUGGAGAUAAACUACCCACAACUUUACAGUACCACUCGGAUCGUAGAGCCCAUUUAUAGGAGAUACUUCCCCAAUAUCCUCUUCUGUGGUCCGAGUAUGGAAUCGUUCCACCAGUACAACAAUGGUGAAUUGUCCCAUGUACAAGGCAUUACUGAAGGAUGGCAUUACAUGUAUGGCUGUAUUGCAUAUGCCAUGAAGAUGAACUACAGAGCCAAAGGCUAUCUUCAUAUUGGCGAUGACACUUUUCUACAACUUUGGAAUCUUCAUAAACUGCCGCGAGAUCAUGUGUGGUUUAAUAAUAAACUGAAUGUAUUCAACAGGAGCGUGUUGAACUCCCCCUGGCGGUGGUGGAAGGAGAUGGAAGGCAGGAAAAACUAUGAACAAGUGCUUCACGAACUGAAGGAUAUAUCUCAAAGGGGAACAGAAGGUGCCGAGUUGGCUAAUCGGUUUUACACUAUGUAUGUUCGGAACAGACAGUCUUUGGAUCUGAUGUUUGGAUCCACAUGUGACUUCUAUUAUGUACCAAACAGACUGAAGGACAUGUUUGUAUUUCUCAUCUCAUUGCUGAAGAAGCAUAAAGUUAUUAUUGAAGUAGGGGUUGCCACAGUUCUUCAAGGAAUGGAUAGACAAGAAAACAUCGAGUACAUUCCUGGGAAGUUAAUCUUCGGAGAAGACAGGGGUAGAGUCCAGGAACUGUUCUCAUCGGACGACUACUUCUUUCAUCCGAUGAAAUUUGGACGUUGGAUGAAAACCGAUGAAGGAAGGACAUUUUUCUGCGAGAGACUCCUGCCCCUGUUGGAAGGGGGUGUCCAGUUCCCUCCGAAAGAAAUGCACCAAUAGCAUGUAAAUGUUCAUUAAUCCAGAUAUAAGUAUAUCAAACAUAAAAUGUUAGGGAUCAUGAAUAUUUUUGGGGAGAUUGUUUUGCACUGAAGACUGUUUCUUUUAAUGUGUGCAGUAUAUAAAAAUAUUUCAUGAUUCCUGACUGUUUUUUGUUCAGUAUGCAUAAUCUAUUGUAACAGUGACAUAAGACUGCAUUUUAAACGUCAGGGUUUAAAUGUUUUAUUUUCACAAACACCAUGAUGACUCUGAUAUAUUUUCUCUUGGUGCAUGUAAAAAAGAAACGCGAACACCAUGCAUCAAUUGGUACAUAUUGGAAACAUCUCUUCUUAACGCAGAUACUUCUCUAUAUAUUCCUAUGGUUUGCGCUUCUUUUGAUGGUGAGUAUAUAUACUGACUUAGUAAUAAUUGUGACCCAUUACUGACAUUAGAGUUAUAAUAGUAUGUCAGUGGGGGAACAUUCUUGGAGUAGUGGGUAACAUGGUCGUGAUACGGUGGGUCUGAAGAAAGGUUUCAAUGUAGAGACGCCAUAGUGGAAUAAAGAAAUAUUGUGGUUCA
This is a messenger RNA of Haliotis rufescens (red abalone), 2977 nucleotides long. RefSeq names its product probable glycosyltransferase STELLO1. The transcript has 4 exons. Lineage: Eukaryota; Metazoa; Mollusca; Gastropoda; Lepetellida; Haliotidae. The record is from RefSeq and is a predicted model, not a curated record. The coding region runs from base 188 to 2422 and encodes 744 amino acids.